AUGGCCGCAAAACCAGUCUCCCCCACGCCAUUGCUGUCCGAAAAACAUUCCGGCGUCCCUGCCAGGCUCUACGACAAGGCCCAGAAGGCCAAAUCCCUGAUCUUCAACCUCGCCACCAAGGUCCAGGAUCGCCGGAAACGACCGCCCGCCAUUCCGCAGGGCAUCGAGAAGGCAAAAUUCUUCGAGGCCAUCGACGAGCUGUCCCGUCAGCUGGGCAAGGAAAACGUCGAGAUUGUCGAACAACCGCUGAAGGAUGGAUGGUAUGGAGGAUCCUGGGACCCCAACACGCACGACGCCAUGCACAUCCUCGACGAAGAAGAGUUGGUGGCGUCCGCCGUCGUCUAUCCCGGCAGCACCGAGGAAGUCCAGAAGAUCUUGGCUACGGCGAUGCGGCCCCCGGGUCCCGGAUCGGUGGUGAUCGAUCUCGGACGGCGGAUGAAUAGGAUCCUCGAUAUCAAUCCCGACGACUGCACCUGUCUGGUCGAGCCGGGCGUCACGUUCUACGCGCUGUACGAGGAGAUCCAAGCCAGAGGCCACAAGCAUCUGUGGGUCAACGUGCCCGACUUGGGCGGUGGCUCCGUGUUGGGCAACACGCUGGAUCGCGGAGUGGGAUACACUGUCUACGGAGACCACUGGGCCUGUCACUCCGGCCUCGAGGUCGUGCUUCCCACCGGCGAGGUCAUGCGAACGGGCAUGGGCGCCCUCCCGGGCAGCUCGAGCUGGCAGAUCUUUCCAUACGGGUUUGGUCCGUAUCCAGACGCUGACGAAAGAAGCGGCCUGUUCUCGCAAUCCAACUUUGGAAUCGUGACCAAACUGGGAAUGACCCUGAUGCCGAAUCCUGGUGGCUACGAGAGUUUUCUGUAUGCAUUCCCCAACGAAGCCGAUCUCGCGCCUCUGACUGAUCGACAGGUUGAAAUCAUCCGUCCGCUGCGGAUUUCCAACAUCCUCGAAAACGUCGCCCAGCUGCCACACGUCGUCCAGGCGAUCGCCCUGACGGGCAAGCCGCGGAGUGCCUUCUUCCAGGGCGAAGGCCAGAUGACGGACGAGAUGGCGCGGCAGAUCGCGCAGAAGGAGUUGAACUACGGCGACUUCACAUGGCUGUACUACGGCAUGGCGUACGGGCCGAAGGAAAUCCGGCAGUAUAAGCUGGACAUCAUCCACCGCGAGUUCAUGAAGAUCCCCGGGGCGCGGCGCAUCGACCCGGCGACACUGCCGCGGGACGACUACUUCUGGUCGCGCGACCGGAUCGCGGCGGGCAUCCCGGACCUGGAGGAGCUGCGGUGUGUGAACUGGUACCCGAACGGUGGGCACAUUGCGUUCAGCCCGGUGUCGCCGGUGCGCGGGGCGGACGCGAUGGCGCUGUGGAAGAUCGCGCGCGGGCGGGCGGCCGAGCACGGGCUGGACAUCUUCCCGGCGUUCUGCGUCGGACUGCGCGAGAUGCACCUGAUCGUGGAGGUGGUGUACGACCGCACCGACGCGGGGAUGCGCAAGCGGGCGCUGGCGUGCAUGCUGGCGAUGAUCGACGACGCGGCGGUGCAGGGCUACGGCGAGUACCGCACGCACCUGGUGCUGAUGGACCAGAUCAUGCGCACGUACAGCUGGAACGACAACAUCCUGCUGCGGUUCCACGAGCGGCUCAAGGACGCGCUGGACCCGAACGGCAUCCUGGCGCCGGGCAAGUCGGGCGUGUGGCCGGCGCGGUAUCGCGGGCGGCGCUGGGAGAUGAGCGGCGAGGACGAGCGGAGCGAGGGAGAGGGCGUGGGCGUGCAGGGGUUGACGAAGCUGUAA
Messenger RNA from Rasamsonia emersonii CBS 393.64, 1788 nucleotides. RefSeq names its product Vanillyl-alcohol oxidase. Gene Ontology annotation, biological process: lactate catabolic process. The record is from RefSeq and is a predicted model, not a curated record. Bases 1 to 1788 code for a protein of 595 amino acids. NCBI's taxonomy places the organism in Eukaryota, Fungi, Ascomycota, Eurotiomycetes, Eurotiales, Trichocomaceae. Gene Ontology annotation, molecular function: D-lactate dehydrogenase (cytochrome) activity; FAD binding; D-lactate dehydrogenase (NAD+) activity. The transcript is spliced from 7 exons. Gene Ontology annotation, cellular component: mitochondrion.